UGUUGCUAGUCACUUACAACAUUGACAAGCUCAGAGCGAAGGCAAGGACACUGCACGCUAGUACCCUUACUUUAUGAACACUAUAAGAAAAGGCACUGCCCUGUGAUAAAGCCCUUAAAAAUAUAUACAUAUAUAUAUAUAUAUUUUUUUUUUACAAACGUACGAGUAGGAUAUUUGACUCUUUUUGUGAAAAUAAACUGGGGAUUUAAAGCAACUGGACAGCGGUUCGGACAGCACAUCACGACUCGAGUCAAGAACCUCGGGAGAACGCCCAGAAGCGCCACUGCAGUUGUUGCACAUUUUGUGGGAUAUUGCCAACAUAAAAUGCCAGCCGAUAUGGAGAAAACGUCCUGUUCUCCCGUCGCUGCAACCCCGGCUAGCAUGAACUCGACCGCGGAUAAGCCCAAGACAGCCUCGGAGCACAGAAAGUCCUCCAAACCAAUUAUGGAGAAAAGGCGGAGAGCGAGAAUUAACGAAAGCCUGGGGCAAUUAAAAACUCUCAUCUUGGAUGCGCUUAAGAAAGAUAGUUCCAGACAUUCCAAGCUGGAGAAAGCUGACAUCCUUGAAAUGACAGUGAAGCACCUCAGAAACCUGCAAAGAGCACAGAUGACUGCUGCUUUAAACACAGAUCUCACAGUCCUGGGCAAGUACAGAGCUGGGUUCAGCGAGUGCAUGAACGAGGUGACACGGUUCCUCUCCACCUGUGAAGGAGUUAACACAGAGGUCAGGACCCGGCUCCUGGGGCACCUAGCCAGCUGCAUGUCUCAGAUCAACGCCAUGAACUACCCGACACAGCCGCAGGUCCCCGCCAGUCACCCACAUCCAGCCUUCGGCCAGCCCAUGGUACAAAUCCCAGGCGCGUCCCCUCAGCCCAACGUCUUGCCCCUCAACGGGAUGCCGUGCAAAGCUGGCUCGGCGCUCAGCUCACCCACAGACGCCACUAAACUAUAUGGCGGAUUCCAGCUUGUUCCAGCCACAGACGGACAAUUUGCCUUCCUGAUCCCAAAUGCAGCGUUUGCACCAAGCGGACCCGUGAUCCCAGUUUAUGCCAACAGCAAUAGCGUCACCACACCAGUGCCCGCUGCAGUCUCUCCAGGCGCGCCGGUCACCGCUGAUUCGGUUUGGAGGCCUUGGUAAAAAAAAAAAAAAAAAAAAAAAGUAUUUCUAAUGACUCAGAUAAAAAAACAAAACAAAACAACGACACUUAAACAUUUUUAACUAAAAAUAUCUGGUUUGUUAAAGUUCAUAUUUUUUGUAUUAAAAUGUAUUGAAGGUGAAGAUAAUGCACUAUAUUUGUAUAUAUUUGACAAAAAAGUUCAUAUUGAAAUGGAGUUUUGUAUUGUAAAGUCAGUUUUUCUUUUUUUUUUUUUUUUUUACUGCAUUUUUUUAUAUUCGCGGUGUCUUGUUUUCUAUUAUGCGAUGCCAAAGAUAUAUGUUGAAUGCGCUUAAACGUUUUCUUCCUUUAGAAGAUUAAAAUAUAAUAAUAAAAAUGAAAUAUGUAUA
Messenger RNA from Polyodon spathula (Mississippi paddlefish), 1503 nucleotides. Its product is annotated as transcription factor HES-1-like. Lineage: Eukaryota; Metazoa; Chordata; Actinopteri; Acipenseriformes; Polyodontidae. Gene Ontology annotation, cellular component: nucleus. The coding region runs from base 325 to 1137 and encodes 270 amino acids. Gene Ontology annotation, molecular function: DNA-binding transcription factor activity, RNA polymerase II-specific; protein dimerization activity; RNA polymerase II cis-regulatory region sequence-specific DNA binding. Gene Ontology annotation, biological process: regulation of transcription by RNA polymerase II; regulation of neurogenesis; anterior/posterior pattern specification. The record is from RefSeq and is a predicted model, not a curated record. The transcript is spliced from 4 exons.